Messenger RNA from Lodderomyces parapsilosis, 2208 nucleotides. RefSeq lists its product as uncharacterized. The transcript has a single exon. NCBI's taxonomy places the organism in Eukaryota, Fungi, Ascomycota, Pichiomycetes, Serinales, Debaryomycetaceae. Bases 1 to 2208 code for a protein of 735 amino acids. Gene Ontology annotation, molecular function: protein binding. The record is from RefSeq and is a predicted model, not a curated record.
AUGAUCAGAAGCAACAACAAUGCGACAAUACUAGACUUGUAUCCUCAUGAUAUAUUGCUAAUCAUCAUAUCAUGGACAGGUGCUGAAAACCUUACACCACUUCUUUCAGAUCGGUCAUUCUUGAAUCAAAACAGAAACCUAAAGCAAGCCAUCAAUAGAAUCAUAUCAAACAAAGCGAAAUUUGAGUAUGACAACCGAGUCAUAAAACCAGACAAAGUGGAUGAUUGGGACAACUCAAAUGAGACUCACGAGACGGACUUCAUGAGCCUGGAGCAGUUUCGGGUAUUUGAUUGCUAUUGUGUGGAUGAGUGUAUCAAUGUGGAAAUGAUUUUCAAUUCAAAAAUUGAGCAUGCAAGUGAUCUAAUUGAGCUUCGAGACAUGCUCCCCACGCUAAAGUCAAGCACUAUUGUCACACUCCAUUUGUGUUUGGACUUUAAAAGCUCUCGCCUUGUAUUUGUUGAUAUCACGGAGUUGCUUGGGUUCGCAACUCAUUUGAGAGAUAGAUUGGUUGGCUUUUCCGUAAUUGCAGAUUCAUAUAAACCGAUGAUCAAGGGUAAGGUGGAGUUGAGCUUUUUCAGUAAUGCGGAAACUUUAACUUUAGAGGGUUGUGACUUUAAAGGGUCAUUUUUGAGCUGUCAGAAACUAAGAAAACUUCGCUUUCUAGCCAAGAAUGCGGGGGAGAACUACAUUGUUACGUUGCCAUCAACUUUGAAAAGCUUAGAGUGUGUUGAUGACAAGUAUACUCCAUUCGGAUUACCUUCUAUAUUGUAUAGUCCAUAUUUCCCGUCAUUAGUUGAGUUGUCUGUAUGGGUUUAUGAUGACUUUCCUGAAAAGAUGCAGAAUGCCGUUCAGCAUUUGAUCAGCGCAGAUACAAAAAAGGUGAGAUAUGUAGGUGAUUUUGGACUGAGCUUUGUUGAUCUGCUUAACAAAGCUGCAAAGGAGAAGCAACCAAAAUUGGAAGCAUUGGAUAUAGACGAUGGUUAUUUGUUACAGUUGGAAAUAUAUCCUUCAGAUCUGCUUCGGAUUUAUGACUAUGACAAUGAAUUGUUGCAAGAAUCUUUUCAAAUUGCUCCCACGUUAAAGAAGUUACUAAUGACGGGAGGGGAACGUAUAGAUUUUUGUGGGCUUUUGAUGCGUACUCCUCUUGGCCUAGAGUGUUUGGAUUUGAGUUUCAGUGAUGGUUUUUGGUCAGAAGAGAUUGUCGAUUUCGCUAGGCUUGAACGUUUAAAGUGUCUCAAAUUGAGAAAUACUGGAUUGACGGGCAUCAGCAACUUCAGUUUCCCCUACUCACUUGAAGUGUUGGAUUUGUCUGGCAAUAGAAUUAAAUCGGUUGGAGGUUUCCCAUUUCCGAGAUCCUUGGUCAGUAUUGAUUUGAGCUUCAACCAGAUAGAUGAAAUAAAUGGGAUGCAAUUACCCCCAACUUUAAAGAAGCUCAACAUCCUGAGAAACCCCAUUGAUUGUCUUGAUUUCGAUAAGAUCAUGCACCACAACAUACACAAUAUUGAUACGCUAUACGUAGGAGGUCAACAAGAAAUGGAUUGGAAUUGUCGUACUUUACCAAAUAGUAUACAACAUUUGAACUUGCACCAUUGUUAUUCUUUUGACAGUAUCAAUCUUGGACCUAACUUGGCUAGCGUUCAUUUGGAGUUUUGUGACUUUCCGGGUGUUUGCUACAAGUCAUGCACAAAUCUAAAAUAUUUAUGUAUUACCCAAUCCUUGAUCGAUAUCCACCAAAUGGAUAUGCCGCAGUCGCUCGAGGAAAUCGAGCUACAGUUGAUGGAUUUGGGGACGAUUCCAACGCAGUUUGGUCAGUUGAGAAACCUACGACAUUUGCUGAUCAUAGAUUGUCAUAUUAUAUGUGGUUUCGUUAGAUUCGAUACCUGCUCACUUGAGACUUUGGAUUUCUCCUCAAAUCGCAUGGCGGAAGUACGAUUGACAUUCCCAGAUGGCCUAACUAAUUUAAAGCUGAUAAACUUGCACCAUAAUAGUUUAAAAUGGAUUUCAAUGGGCCUUCUAGGUCACAAUGAAAAGACUUUUCACAACGGCUUGUACGAGUUGGAUGUUUCCGAUAACUACCUAAAAGCGGAUUGUAUUAACGACUUGUUAUCGAGUCUACCAAACAAUACAAGAUGUUUGUGGCUGACGAAGGAUUCUUCUCAUGCUGAGAAUGUAUUGUAUACUCCUCCUGACGAUCUCGGAGAAAAAUAA